Messenger RNA from Phyllopteryx taeniolatus (common seadragon), 4430 nucleotides. RefSeq names its product solute carrier family 49 member 4 (gene slc49a4). The transcript has 9 exons. Lineage: Eukaryota; Metazoa; Chordata; Actinopteri; Syngnathiformes; Syngnathidae. Gene Ontology annotation, cellular component: intracellular membrane-bounded organelle; membrane. Bases 1 to 1410 code for a protein of 469 amino acids. Gene Ontology annotation, biological process: transmembrane transport. The record is from RefSeq and is a predicted model, not a curated record. Gene Ontology annotation, molecular function: transmembrane transporter activity.
AUGGGUGCCGCUUCGAGCACCGAGGCCGAGAGGGAGCCGCUUCUCGUGCCGUCCCACGCCGCGGCGUCGAGACCUGCGCCGCCUGUCAACAGCCGAGUGUACGGCCGAAGAUGGCUGGUCCUCUGCCUGUUCUCCCUGCUGGCCCUCAUGCAGGGGAUGGUGUGGAACUUUUGGGGGCCCAUUCAGAACUCGGCGGCCCACGCUUUCGGCUUCACCAAGUCCGACAUCGCGGUGCUGGUCCUGUGGGGUCCGGUGGGCUUCGUCCCGUGGCUGCUCUUCAUGUGGCUCAUGGAUAAAAGAGGUCUUCGGGCAUCCCUCCUGCUGUCGGCCUUCUUCAUGCUGCUGGGGGCGGUGCUACGGAGCCUACCCCUAUCGGACCCGGUUCUCCGGCGCUGGUUAAUCCACGGCGGUCAGCUCCUGAAUGGUUUGGCCGGUCCCACCAUCAUGAGCGCCGGCCCCUUCCUGUCCACCACGUGGUUCGCCCCGGACCAGCGGGCCACCGCCACCGCCGUGGCGUCGCUCUUCUCUUACCUGGGUGGGGCUGCCGCCUUUGUAGCGGGACCCCUGCUUGUGCCCGCCCCCAACGGCACCCAGGCAGUGGGCCACCGGGUGUCAGUGCCAGCGCCUGCAUUGGAUGGUGCCAUCCGGGAGAAGAUCCAGCUGGUUAUGUACACGGAGCUGGCCGCCAUCGCUGCGCUGUUUGCAGCUGUCCUCUUCUACUUCCCCUCGCGCCCGCCGCUUCCUCCCAGCGUGGCUGCCGCCAGCCACAGGCUCAGCUACAGGAGCAGCAUCUCCAGAUUGCUCAGUAACCUCCGCUUCCUGAUGAUAGCUCUGGCCUACGCAGUGCCCACAGGAGUGAUCGCCGGCUGGGCAGGCGUCCUUGACAUGAUCCUCACACCGGCCAAAGUCAGCCAGGUGGAUGCAGGCUGGAUUGGCUUCUGGUCCACGGUGGGUGGCUGCGUCUUUGGGGUGGCCAUGGCCAGGUUUGCAGACUCCAUCCGGGGGAUGCUGAAGCUGAUCCUGGUGCUGAUGCUGGCCGGAGCCUCGCUGUCCUCCACCUGGUUCACGCUCACCUGCCUCACUCGCCUCACGCACCUGCCCUCCAACGCGGCCAUCUUGUACACGUCGUGUAUCCUGGUGGGCAUCUUCAUCAACAGCAGCGUGCCCAUCUUCUUCGAGCUCUUCAUCGAGACGGUCUACCCGGUCCCUGAAGGCAUCACGUGCGGCGUGGUCACCUUCCUGGGCAACCUGGUCACCGGCCUGCUCCUCUUCUUCCUCACCUUCUACUGUACUGAUUUGUCAUGGCUGAACUGGUGUCUGACGGGCUCGUGCGUCUUCAGCCUGGUGCUCAUCCUGUUCUUCCGGGAGUCGUACGACCGCCUCUACCUGGACGUGUUCGUCUCCGUCUAACCGCACGCACGCGACGUGGACACAAGACCGCGAGACCUGCCGUUGCACAGAACUGGGCAGGCGGAGAAAAGAAAAGGGGUUUUUAGCAGUUUUUUUGUUUGUUUGCGUGACGUGCCAGAGAGGAAUCUUUAACUCAACGUUUACUGUGUUUCUUGUUUCUGGGCGGCCAUUUUAUUUUGGAAACCUUGAUCUCUUCCAAAAUGGACGCCGCCACUGAGCUGUCUGACGACAAGCCGGCAGCCGAACGAGAGUCACUUUUUAUUAUUAAUAUUGUUAUUAUUUUGGGUUGUUAUGGGUGUAUUAUGUUUCAACAUGAAGGUGCAGAACUCUGGGAUUGGUCGCUUGUCCUAGCGGACCUUUUAAAGGUGAUUUGCGUCACUCACGUUUGUUGUGCUUUUAAGAUAACAAUGCUAUUUGUGUGUGUCUGUGUGGCGGCUAAGUUGAGAGCGCUUUCAUUGUGUAGCCUCCAAGCAAGGGGGAUAAAAGGGAAAAAUCGUUCAACCUGACCUACCCACAUCCCUUAUUUAAUUGCCUAACUACCUACCUUAUUUACAGUACAUAUCUACCUUAGCUCGUCAACCUUCUGCCUUAUCUCCUUGACCUUCCUACCUCCUCACAUCACCUAACCCUCCAUACCUACUAACCGAUUGGUCCUACCCCCCCUACCUAACCUACUUGUCUAUCGACCUUACUACCAACCAUAUCUACUUUAAUUACCUACCUUAUUUACCCAGCUUACCUACCAACUGACAUACUUUACCACACUUACUUACUGUACCUACCUUAUUUACACAAGGCUCAUGCCACAUGUAACCGAGGUUACCAACCUUACCUUACCUCCUUUACCUACCAACCUUCCUGAGCUUUUCAUCACUUUCCAUCCAUGUUGUGUUUAUGAUGUCAUUUUGACGCAAACGUGCAGUUGUCCCUGAUUGGUCACCAAACUUAACGGGCCUGUCUCAAGGCCUUUUAAAGGCUAUUAACGUCACUUUUGUUAUGGUUUUAAGCUAACAAAGCCUUUUUUAUUUUUUAUAUAAACGGUUUGUUUCGGCGACUCAACGGGACGCUUUCAUUGUGUAGCCUCCAAGUGAGUGGGAGAAAAUAAUUGUUUUAAAGGACUCUAAGGAUGUUUGUUUGUUUGUUUGUUUGUUUACACAAAGCGUGGGAAUGGGAAGGUUGUUUGUUCAUCUUGUACCGAAACGUUCCCCCUUUGCUGUCUUUGUACUGUCAUGUCGUCGACUUCUCCUGGUGGCCUUUGCCUUGUAAAUGUCUUCAGCGCUCCAUGUGGGAAAAUUCUCCAGCACCUUAUUAUUAAAAAUGUUUUAUGAAUAACAAGGCUCUUAAUGAUUGACUUGACCAGGACAUAAUGUGAUUGGUCUUGAGAUGAAACACUUCAGGUAAGUGAUGGUUAGAAUACAAACAAAACUCUAAGACAGGAAAUGAAAGUUCUGAAUAAAAUUCAACAUAGGGUAAAUACGAGUUAAAGGUUUAGGACUUUAUUCUUGGAACUACUAUUCUGUUAAUGUCACAACUUUAUUCGUGCGACUUUAUGGCUUUCUUAUUGUUAUAUUACUUUUAUUCUGGGAAUUAUUAUUAUUAUUUUUUAUUACAACUGACUUUUUUGCUCUGUUUAACAGCUUUUCACGUAACAUUAUGACAUUUUGUGAAAACAUUACCACUUUUUUCUUGUAACAUUCCAUCUUGGACUCUCAUCAUGACUCUUGUAACGUUACAACUUUAUGGUUGUUAAAUUAUGGCUUUAUUCUUGUAACAUUAUUACUGUUCUUUUUCCUCAUGAGAAUACAAAAUUAUUCUCGUAAUGUCAUAUCAUUCUUAUAACAUGGUGACUUUUGGGGGAGGGGGGGGGGUAUGACUUUAUGCUUGUAAUGUGAUUUUCUUCCCAUAUCUUGAUUUUAUUAUCAUGUUACAUUUCUGUUGUUAAAUUAUGGCUUUAUUCUUGUAAUACUACAACUUUUUUGUUACAUUGUAACUUAAUUCACUUAACUUUCCAACUAUUCUUAACAUUGACUAUUUUCCUAACUGAUUUUCUUUCCCUCUUGUACAGCGCGUAUGUGUGUAUAUAAUAUAUAUGACUAUAUUCUUAGAAAAGUACAACCAUUCGAGUAGUAUUCCAACUUUUUUGUAACUACAACUUUUCAGAAAAAUGUGACUUCAAUCUUGUAACAUCUUACAACUUUUUUCUUGUUAAAUUAUGAUUGGAAUUCUCAUAACAUUACAACAGUUUUCAUAAGUAUAUCCCUAACUUUACGACUUUCUCCCUGUUGGAUAGUUUUUUUUUUUUUAAGUGCUUCAUCAAUAAAUUAGAAUUUGCUAACAUUACGAGUAUUCGAAUAAUAUUGCAACUUAUUGUAACUUUAUGACUGUUCUUGGAAUUCUGUCACUACUUUUUCAGAAAAAAUGUAAUUCUUGUAAUAUUCUUUUAUCGCUGAAACAUUUUGGGGGGACUUUUGUUGUAAAUUAAGACUCGAUUCUGAUGACAGAAUGAGCACUCAAGUAAUAUCAGGAAUAUUUCGUAACUAGAGACUCAGGGUGCUUUUGGAAAUUCAAUCUGAGGCGCUAACUCCACUCCACCGUGCGAGUGUUCCGAGAGGCAGACGGGCGAGCUCCCUUUCUGAAUGCAGAAACAUGAAUGGUGGAUGAGGUCGUUCGAAUCCCCCGUGCCCCCCUGCCAGAGAGCGCGGCGCUCUGAAUCACUGAACGGUCCGAAUUGUAGCAGAGUGCAUUUCUGAACGCGACUUCAAUCUCAUAACAUGACUUUUUUUUGUUUUUUGUUUUGUUAAAACUAUGACGAUUCUCAUAGCGUUGCGACUUUAUUUUUCACAUCUUUCUUUUCGGACAUCUUCAAUGGCUUUUGUUUGGUUUUUAAAGUGCUUCAUAGCUAAAUUGGAAUUUGCUAAGAUUACGACUAUUUCUUUUUGUAACUAUUCUUGGGAUAUUGCCACUAUUUUCGGGGAAAAAAAUCUUUUUGUUAUAUUUUCACAAUAAAAAAUGUGACUAUA